Chroicocephalus ridibundus (black-headed gull) is the source of this 2094-nucleotide messenger RNA. It is a transcript of the gene DDX55, whose product is annotated as DEAD-box helicase 55. Gene Ontology annotation, molecular function: ATP binding; RNA helicase activity; nucleic acid binding. The record is from RefSeq and is a predicted model, not a curated record. The transcript is spliced from 14 exons. The coding region runs from base 45 to 1838 and encodes 597 amino acids. Lineage: Eukaryota; Metazoa; Chordata; Aves; Charadriiformes; Laridae. Gene Ontology annotation, cellular component: nucleolus.
GGACCGCGGGGCGGGCGGUGGCAGGGCGUGGGCGCCGCUCAAAGAUGGAGGCGGUGACUGAGGGGAGCUGGGAGUCGCUGCCCGUGGCGCUGAGUCCGGGCGUGCUGCAGGCACUGCGGGAGCUCGGCUUCGCCCGCAUGACCCCGGUGCAGUCUGCAACCAUUCCACUUUUCAUGAAUAACAAGGAUGUCGCAGCAGAAGCGGUAACAGGCAGCGGCAAAACCUUAGCGUUUGUAAUUCCUAUACUGGAAAUCCUUCUCCGACGGGAAGAAAAAUUAAAGAAAAUGCAGGUUGGGGCUAUAAUUAUCACACCAACGAGAGAAUUAGCUAUUCAAAUUGACGAGGUGCUGUCACAUUUCACAAAACACUUCCCCAAGUUUAGUCAGAUUCUUUUAAUUGGUGGUAGGAAUCCCAUGGAAGAUGUUGAAAAGUUUAAAGAACGCGGUGGGAACAUCAUUGUAGCUACACCCGGCCGCUUGGAGGAUCUAUUCAGAAGAAAAGCAGAUGGGCUGGAUCUAGCAAGUUAUGUGAAGUCCCUUGAUGUCUUGGUAUUAGAUGAAGCAGACAGACUUCUAGAUAUGGGCUUUGAAGCAAGUUUAAAUACCAUUCUGGACUUUUUGCCCAAGCAGAGACGGACAGGUCUGUUCUCAGCAACUCAAACUCAAGAGGUGGAGAACCUGGUGAGAGCAGGUCUUAGGAAUCCUGUCCGCAUCUCAGUGAAAGAGAAGGGAGUGGCAGCAAGCAACACACAGAAAACUCCAACACGCCUGGAGAACUAUUAUAUGAUCUGCAAAGCAGAUGAAAAAUUUAAUCAGUUGGUGCAUUUUCUUCGACAGCACAAACAGGAAAAACAUCUAGUCUUUUUCAGCACAUGUGCCUGUGUGGAAUACUAUGGGAAGGCUUUGGAAUCCUUAAUUAAACAAGUAAAAAUAAUGAGCAUUCAUGGGAAAAUGAAACACAAGCGUAACAAGAUUUUUACUGAGUUUCGGAAACUCCCAGGUGGCAUUUUAGUUUGCACUGAUGUGAUGGCCCGUGGCAUAGACAUUCCAGAAGUACACUGGGUUUUACAGUAUGACCCACCUAGCAGUGCAAGUGCCUUUGUGCAUCGGUGUGGUCGAACAGCACGGAUCGGCAAUGUGGGCAGUGCGCUUGUAUUUUUGCUUCCCAUGGAAGAAUCUUACAUUAACUUUCUCUCAAUCAACCAAAAGUGUCCCAUGCAGGAAAUGAAACCACAGACCAAUGUGUUAGAUCUUCUUCCAAAACUGAAGUCUAUGGCCCUAGCUGACAGGGCAGUGUUUGAGAAAGGGAUGAAAGCGUUUGUGUCUUAUGUCCAGGCUUACGCCAAACACGAAUGUAAUCUGAUCUUCCGAAUAAAAGAUCUGGAUUUUGCUAGCCUUGCCAAAGGUUUUGCACUGUUAAAAAUGCCAAAGAUGCCUGAACUAAGAGGAAAAUGUUUUCCAGACUUUACUCCAGUCACUGUUAAUACAGACUCCAUCUCAUUUAAGGAUAAAAAUAGAGAAAAACAGAGACAAAAGCAAUUAGAACAACAAAGAAAAGAAAGAGAGGAAAAUGGAGGCAAAAAGAAAUUCAUAAAGAACAAAGCCUGGUCAAAGCAGAAAGCGAAGAGGGAGAAGAAAAAGAAAGUAACAGCUAAAAGGAAGCAUGAAGAGGGCUCUGAUAUUGAAGAUGAGGAUAUGGAAGAGUUGCUGAAUGACACAAGGCUCUUGAAAAGAUUAAAAAAAGGAAAAAUUAGUGAAGAAGAGUUUGAGAAGAGACUAACAAGCAGCCACAGUCGACUCAAAGCAGAAACUGUUGCUGAUUUAGAGUCCGAAGGUUGACAGUUAUUCUAACCACACUUCUACGUUAAAAUACUGCCAAUUUCAAUAAAACUGUAUUUUUAUAUCAAAAUAACAAUGCAGAGAACAGAAUUGAUCUAGUUUUUUCAAUAAAGAGACCUGGUGUCCACAAAGACAUACAAGCAAGCCUGCAAGAACAAAGCUGAAAGCGCGUUGGCAUGGCAUGGCAGGAGCUGCACAUUUCCAUUUGCACCCUUGUGCAUUUUUUAAUUUUGAUUUUUUUUUCAGGUACGUACCA